Molecule: messenger RNA, 3018 nt
Organism: Plasmodium relictum
Lineage: Eukaryota; Apicomplexa; Aconoidasida; Haemosporida; Plasmodiidae
Product: minichromosome maintenance protein, putative
Exons: 3
Coding region: 1-3018 (1005 amino acids)
Biological process (GO): DNA replication
Cellular component (GO): nucleus; MCM complex
Molecular function (GO): ATP binding; single-stranded DNA binding; single-stranded DNA helicase activity
Source: RefSeq, a predicted model, not a curated record
AUGGAUUUAAUUGUAAACCUCUAUUUUAACAAUUCAGAAUUAAAUGAUGAUGUAAAAACAUUAAUUUUAAGUUGGGUAUCUUUUUUUAGAAACAACUGGAAUUACAUGUUUAAUAUAGACAAAGAGGUAAUUUUAAAAUUAGAAUUUUUUUUAGAUAAUAAAAAAGUAAUAAGUAAAAAUGCUCCACCAAAUAAUGAAGUAUAUAUGCAUGAACUUAAAAAGAAUCCUGAAGUAGUUUUAAAAUUUAUGAAGGUUUCCAUGCAUUUGUUAUUGUUUAAGUUUUUAGGAUUAGAUAAAAAAACAGAACAUUUAGAAACCUUUGAUGAAAAAGAUAAAAAAGAUAAAAAUAACAACAAUAAUAAAGAAUGUAAUUUUAUUAGAAAAGAGGAAAUAAAAGAUGCAGAAAGUGAUAAUUUGUUAAUAAAUGAAUUAAGAUAUGAUAAAUAUAAAGACUCAGAAAUCUUUAAAACUUUUUUUUUUACUAAUAGGAUAACAAUAUAUUUAUAUAAUUGGAAUAAAGUUGAUAAAUUUGAGAAUUUAAAAAGUGAAAAAGUAAAUCAGUUAAUUUGUAUAAGAGGAAGCGUUUUAAGAGUAUCACCAAUUCAAUUAUUAAUUACUAAUCUUAAUUUUUUAUGUGAAAAAUGCAAACAAAUUAUAAAAAUAGAAUUUACUGAUGGUAAAUAUGAAACACCAAAAAGAUGUAUAAAUAGUUGUGAUGGAAAAAAUUUUAUUCCCAUAAGAGAAUCUGCAAAAUCAAUAGAAUAUCAAAAACUUAUUUUAAAAGAAAAUCGAAAAAAUUUAAAUAAUAUUUAUGAAACCAAUGAUUCUAAUAUUAAAAACUUAACAGUUACAUUAGAAGUUUCAAAAUUUUUUGUAAAUUCUUGUAUUCCGGGUAAUUAUGUUGAAGCUUUAGGAAUACUUAAGGUUAUUUCUUUUAACAAUAAUUAUUUAAUUAAUGGAAAAAAUUCUCUCUUUAAUAUGUAUAUUGAUUGUUUAUCUAUCUUUCCAUUAUCAUCAAAAAAAUAUCUAAAUAAUAGCUAUUUUAAUAUAGUAAAAAUUAAAGAAACAAAAAAUAAAAUUCAUUCCUCCCUUCUAUGGGAAUCUUAUAUAGAUAAAUUUAACAAAAAAAUGCUAUAUUUAAAAAAUAAAAGAUCAAAUAAAACGGAAAACAAAGAGGAAAUUAAAAAAUAUAGGUAUAAUGUUAAUAAAAAAAAUAUGAAUAAAAUGGAAAGUAGUCCUGAUUUACCUUCAGUGGAUAAUGUAUUUAAUUCAAAUAAAAGUAAUUCAUUAAGUUAUAAAAGUAGAUUAAUUAAUAGUAGUGAUAAAUUUGAAGAAAAUUUAUUGCAUAAAAGUGACUAUAUAGAGAGCAAGUCUUCAUUUUAUAACAAUGAGAAAAUUAUAGAAGAAAAUCUACCAAAAAAACAGGAAAAAGAAAAAAAGGAAAAAGGAAGCAAUGCUCUUUUAGAUGAUGAAAUAUUUAAUGUUGAUAAUAAUAUGUAUGAUGAUGAUAUUUGUAUGUACGGUGAAUACAUAAGUGAAGAAAAAUUUUCCAAUAGAAAUAGUAAUAUAAAUAACAGUGAUAUAGAAAAUGAAAAUUUUCAGAUAAAUGAUACAAAUAAUGAUAGUUUUAAUUUAAAUAAGGAAUUUGAUGAAAAAACUUUAGAAUUUAUUAACGAUAUGCACAAAAAUGAAAAUAACAAAUUUUAUCUAUUAAUUGCAUCUUUCUGUCCACGUAUUAUUAUGAGUAAUUACAUAAAGGCAGGUUUGCUGCUAAGUUUAUUAGGUGGAAAGACAAUUUAUGAUGAAUACAACCAAAUUAAAAGAAGAGGAAAUAUACAUAAUUUAUUAAUUGGUGAUCCUGGUUUAGGUAAAAGUAGAAUUUUACAGUAUAUUAGUAAUAUAAUUGAUAAAAGUUUAUUCAUAUGUAGCACAUCAACAAGUAUAAAUGGAUUAACUGCAUGUGCAGUUAAAGAUACCUCAAAUAAUGAAUAUUCACUAGAAGGAGGAGCAUUGGUUUUAUCAGAUAAAGGUGUCUGUUGCAUUGAUGAAUUAGACAAAAUUUCUUUAAAUGACCAACAAUCUUUUUUAGAAUGUAUGGAAAGUCAGUCUAUUAAUAUAACAAAAGCUGGUAUCGUAUGUAAUUUAAAAACUAGAUGUACUAUUAUUGCUGCAUCUAAUCCAAAAGAGGGAAAAUAUAACUACAAAAGAACUAUAUUUGAUAACAUAAAAAUUCCCUUUCCAUUAUUAAGUAGAUUUGAUUUAGUUUUUUUACUAGCUGAUCGAGUUUCUGAAGAAAAAGAUCAUCGUAUUUCCAAUUAUUUAAUUAAUACUAGUUAUAGAAACAAAAAUUCUGAUGAAGAAGAAGAUAAUAAUAUUGAUAAUGAUUCACUAAUAUUCUCUAUGAAAGAUUCCCUUCAUCAUAAAUGUAAACAAAUUAAUGAACAAAAUUACUUGCCAUUAGAACUUAUUGGAGUUUUUAUAAAAUAUAGUAGAAAAUACAUUUUCCCCACAUUAUCUAUAGAAGCAAAAAAAUAUAUCAGAAAGUUUUACUUACAUCUUAGAAAUUUAUCAAUAACUCACAACGAUAUAAGUAUUCCUAUUACUAUUAGACAACUAGAAUCACUAAUUAGAUUAUGUCAAGCAAGAGCUAGGGCCGAUUUAUCAAACACAGUCACAUUAAAUCAUGCUAAAGAGGUCGUAGAGAUAUAUCAGAAAACCAUUUUUUAUCCAUUGCAUAUAAAAACGUUGAACUUUAAAGAAAAAUCAACUAAAACUAGUAAAGGGAAAUCAGCUGCAUCCCUAUCAAAUGUGUUUAAAGAAAAUAUUAUACAAUUAGCUAAACAAAAAAACAAUAAAAUUUAUAAUAAGGAAUUACAUAAUUUAGCUAAAUCAAUAAUACUUUCAGCAGAUUCCAACAUAUCUGACGAAACAUUAAUUCAUUUUGGUAAUCCUUUAAUAUGCCUGUUUUUAAAUAUAUUUAAUUUUUUUUUUUUUUUUCCAUUUUACUCUUAUUUUUAA